AUGUCCAAAGUAACCAUAACAGGAAAUAUAAAUGGAAAAUUUUUAAUUUACGAUAAUCUAUUUGAUAGUGGCACUCAACUAAAAGGAUACUACAAGAAUGGAUUAACCCCAAGACGAGGAGUAAAAUAUGAUAAAUUAUUUAGAUUUUUUGUAAUUUUAGAUUAUAGUUGUGAUAAUAUAACAGUUAACGAAUUCAUGCAUGAAAAAUUCAUUUGGAAUACUGAUGACUUUAUUUAUGUUGAAGUUACCAAUAGCUUUAUACCAAAUAAGUUUAGAAAUAGAAUAUUUAAUCUAAGAAAAGGCAGCAGUAAAGUAUUCAAGACUUCCACACAUAGUUGGUAUUUUGGUAAAGAUUUACCUCAUACUAUUGUUGUAUUCGAGAAAUCUUCUAUAAAUAAUAAUAAAUAUAAAAUAGCCGCGAACGUUGCAGAUAACACUGAAGCAGAUAUUAUUGGCAUCAAUACUGACAUCGAUAACAAUAAUAUUGAUGUUGAUAGAAUAAUUGAGAACAUCACAGAUACCAAUGUUAGUAAUGAUAGCAACGAUAACUCCAAUGAGAACGUUGCAGCAGAUAUUAUUGACAUCAACACUGAUAUUGAUAACAAUAAUGAUGAUGUUAACAGAAUAAUCGAGAACAUCACAGAUAUCAACGUUAGUAAUGAUAGCAACGAUAACUCCAAUGAGAACGUUGCAGAUAAUACUGAGGUAGAUAUUAUUGACAUCAACACUGAUAUCGAUAACAAUAAUGAUGAUGUUAACAGAAUAAUCAAGAACAUCACAGAUAUCAACGUUAGUAAUUAUAGCAACGACAACCUCAACGAGAACAUUGCAGAUAAUACUGAAGCAGAUAUUAUUGACAUCAAUACUGAUAUCGAUAACGACAAUGAUGAUGUUGAUAAAAUAAUUGAGGACAUCACAGAUAUCAAC
Entrophospora sp. SA101 is the source of this 927-nucleotide messenger RNA. The record is from the annotation of a GenBank genome assembly. NCBI's taxonomy places the organism in Eukaryota, Fungi, Glomeromycota, Glomeromycetes, Entrophosporales, Entrophosporaceae.